Messenger RNA from Vespula vulgaris, 5400 nucleotides. It is a transcript of the gene Acsl, whose product is annotated as fatty acid CoA ligase Acsl3. Lineage: Eukaryota; Metazoa; Arthropoda; Insecta; Hymenoptera; Vespidae. Gene Ontology annotation, biological process: neuron differentiation; long-chain fatty acid metabolic process; long-chain fatty-acyl-CoA metabolic process. The transcript is spliced from 8 exons. The coding region runs from base 456 to 2609 and encodes 717 amino acids. Gene Ontology annotation, cellular component: plasma membrane; endoplasmic reticulum; lipid droplet. Gene Ontology annotation, molecular function: palmitoyl-CoA ligase activity. The record is from RefSeq and is a predicted model, not a curated record.
GAGUACAAGCAUUUUGAUGUUUGAAAUUAAAUAUUAAUUGUGUUUUUAUAGUAAAUUAUGUAUUAGAAUUGCGACGUAAUUCUCGCGUUCUUUAUAUUAACAGCAAUGUUUCACCUUGAGGAAACUCAACAAUAUAACGUAACACAGGGUCCGAUGUUCAAUGCCGUGAAACUCGUUAUCUCUCUCUCUCUUUUUCUCUCUCUUUCUCUUUCUUUCUUGCUAGUUUAGUCUAUCGACGUUUAUAUCUCUCGUACGUUUUUAGAUCCACUAUUACGGCAAGUCGGUCGUAUGGAUUCUCGACUGAAAACGAGAUAAUCGAUCUCCCGUCGAGAUAACGUAUGACGAAUAAUCUUGUAAGCAAGAGAAAAGACGCGAUCUCGUUUUAUCCUUUCUUGUAAUUUCUAAAAACGCCGUAGUAGUAUUAUCGCUGUGCUGUGCUUUGCAAACAAUCUAAGAUGUGCUCGUCGAGUUUGAAAAGAAGAGAGAUGGAAAGCUUCUGGAUCACCAGUGCGAUCAACGCGAUCAAAGCUUUAUCGUACUUGUACGACCUGCUGACCUUCCCAGUCUAUCUUAUCCUUCAACGGCCAUGGGAAAAAAGGAAGGCCUCAAGAAGGAUCAAAGCACGUCCUAUCAGCAAGAGCGAAAAUUCGAUCACUUAUAGAAGCGUUGAUUCACCUGGUCCAAUGCAUAUCAAGCUCGAACGAGAAAAAAUUUGUACGCUCGAGAAGGUCUUGCUUUGGGUCAGUAAAAUACAUGGUGAAAAAAAGUGUCUUGGUACCAGACAAAUCCUUGCUGAAGAGGAUGAGGUUCAACCUAACGGAAGGAUCUUUAAAAAGUAUAAAAUGGGAGAUUACAGAUGGAAAUCCUUCGUGGAUGUUGAAAGAUUGGCGGCUUCCUUUAGUCGAGGAUUAGUCGAGAAUGGUCUCACUCUACGUAAGAACAUAGUAAUUUUUGCUGAAACCAGGGCGGAAUGGAUGAUCGCAGCCCACGCUUGUUUCAAACAAAAUCUAACAGUGGUAACAAUCUACGCGACACUUGGAGAUGAUGCUAUAGCCCAUGGUAUUAAUGAGACCGAAGUUAACACAGUUAUUACUAGCCAUGAUUUGUUACCGAAAUUUAAACGACUUUUACAUGUGUUACCUGAAGUUAAGAAUAUUGUUUAUAUGGAGGAUCAACUUAAGCAAACUGUAACAAAUGGUUACAAGGAAGGAGUACGACUGAUGCCAUUCUCAGAUAUUAUUGCAGCAGGCAACACGUCUAAAGCAAUGGUAGUUUCACCAAAAGCCGAUGACACUGCUAUUAUUAUGUAUACAUCAGGUUCAACGGGUGUACCAAAAGGUGUCUUACUUAGUCACAGAAACAUUAUGGCAACCUUAAAAGCAUUCUGCAAUGCUGUUGAAAUUAAAUCAGAUGAUGUUUUUCUUGGAUUCCUACCACUUGCUCAUGUUUUCGAACUUCUUGCCGAAAGUGUAUGCUUACUUACUGGUGUACCUAUUGGUUAUAGUUCACCUCUUACAAUGAUCGAUUCAAGUAGCAAGAUUCAACGAGGCUCCAAGGGUGAUGCUUCCGUUCUUCAUCCUACUUGUAUGACUGCAGUACCGCUUAUCCUAGAUAGGGUAUCUAAAGGUAUAAAUGAGAAAGUGAAAAAAUUAGGACCUUUCAAAUCAGCCAUCUUUAAUACUGCUUAUCAUUAUAAACUAAAAUGGUACAAUCAUGGAUAUGAUACUCCUCUGCUCGACAAAUACAUCUUUGCUACAGUCAAGCAAAUUCUUGGUGGUCAGUUGAGACUUAUUCUCUCUGGUGGUGCACCUUUAAGUCCUGAAACUCACACUCAAGUAAAAUUGUGUCUCUGUGUCACCGUUACUCAAGGAUAUGGUCUUACAGAAACUUGUUCUUGUGCUACUGUCAUGGAUACAUAUGAUAGAAGUAUUGGAAGAGUUGGACCUCCAACAACAACUUGUGAUAUUCGUCUUGAGAAUUGGGAAGAAGCUGGUUACCGAGUAACAAAUUUACCGAAUCCAAGGGGUGAGAUCGUUAUUGGAGGUGAAAACGUCUCAGUUGGCUAUUAUAAGUUACCGGAGAAAACAAAAGAGGAUUUCUUCCAGGAGGAUGGUAGACAAUGGUUCAGAACCGGUGAUAUCGGUGAAGUUCAUCCUGAUGGUUCUGUGGAGAUCAUAGAUCGGAAGAAAGAUUUGAUCAAAUUACAACUAGGUGAAUAUGUUUCAUUGGGUAAAGUCGAAACAGAAUUAAAGACAUGCCCAGUUGUAGAAAACAUUUGUGUUUAUGGAGAUGGAAGUAAGAACUACACUGUAGCACUAGUAGUACCUAACCAUCAUAUUCUCGAAGAAAUUGCAUCCAAUAUUGGCAUUGUCGGAAAGAGUUUUGAGGAACUUUGCGAACAUCCAUUGGUGGAAAAAGCAGUACUUGAAGAAUUGAUCGAGCAUUCUAAGAAAUGCCAGUUACAAAAGUUUGAAAUACCUGGUGCAGUGAAACUUUGUCCUGAACAAUGGUCACCCGAUAUGGGUCUUGUAACAGCUGCGUUUAAACUUAAGAGAAAGGCUGUGCAGGAACGUUAUCAACAUGAAAUUAAUAGAAUGUAUGCUUCGUGAUGUCGAGCUAAAAUGUGCACGAAGUGUAAGGAGUAAUUUGUAUAAAAGAAAAGAAGGAAAGAAAAAAAAAGAAAGAAAGGAACAAACAAACAAACAAAUAAAUAAACAAAAAAAAUGUCUAAGGAAGGCCACCCUCGUCCGAUGGAACAGUACCUCGAGAAACUUUAGACAUUGUUUUAUCUGAUAAUUAUAAAAUAAUUUUUAAAAACAGAUUAUUAUUAACGAAGAAACGAGUUGAAAGUCCUUGUAUAACGAAAGUUAUAAGCUUCGUAGUGUCUUUUGUUAUUGUCUUCCGAUAGUAAACAGGUUCGAUUUACGUUUUCAUCGUUUUAUAUAUAUAUAUAUAUAUAUAUAUAUAUAUAUAUAUAUAUAUAUAUAUAUAUAUAUAUGAGGAGAUUAAAAGAGUCGUAUCUCUCGAUGAAUAUUGUGAAAAUUCCAUGUUAAAGCGAUUCUAUUAAAAAUAUAUUUUUAUCUAAUAUGAAUGAUACAAAUGAUAAGAAGAUAGAAAAAGAGAGUGAAACAAAAAAAGAGCCUAGUAAGUAAAUAAAAAUAAUAAUAAAGUGUCGAGAGAUAUACAAAGCGAGUGGGAUAGGAGGAACAAAAAAAAAACUAAUGGUGCAAGACGACCGUCCUCUAUUAUUAACAUAAAUAAUAGAGAAAAAAAGGGACGUCGUUUAUAAGAUUAAAUUUUUAUUUAUGUUCUUCUUUUUCAACAAUGGUCACAUGAUAUUGUUUAGUACGCGUUUUUAAUAUUACGUCCGAGGGAAUUUAUCUAAACAGUAGUAAUGCGUGGAUCGAUCGAGGAUGAACAUUCUGCAAACGAACUGAUUGCGUAAGUUCACGAAUCGUACUGUGUACUUACUUUAAGUAUUAUAAGUAAUCGCCGAGCUUAGGGAAUAUAUGGAAGAGGGCUACUUGGAAAAAAAAAGAACAAAAAAAAUAUAUAAAAGAAAAAAAAAUAAAUAAAUAAAUAAAAUAAAACAAAACAAUAAAAGAAAACCCAAAAAAAAAGAAGAAAACAAGUUAAAAAAAAUAAUAAUAAUAAAUUGUCGUUAUUUCGAUUAACUUUGAUGUAUAUAUAUAUAUAUUUAUUUAUACAUAUAUAUAUAUAUAUAUAUAUAUAUAUAUAUAUAUAUAUAUAAUAUAGAAGAGAGAAACGAGAGAAAAGAAAAAUGAAUGACUUUUAUUACAUAUAAACGAUUGAUCGUUCCAUGUUAUUAAGAGAUGGUGUACAUUGUUAAAUUAAACAACAUAGAAAAAAAACUAAGAAAGAAAGAAAGGAAGGAAGAAAAAAAAAAGAACAAGCAAAAAUUCGAAAGCAUUUAAACGUCGUCGACUGUAUGCAUUUUUUCUUUUUUUUUUCUUUUUUUGACUUUUCUAAUUCCUGAUUGCCUUUGGGAUUACUAAUCAGAAUUAUACUCUCUGUCAUUUUAAUAUAAUAAUAGUAUUCGUGGAUGAUAUGUAUAUCGGACAAAAGAAAACCAUGCCUACAUUUUGCAGUGUCGAUUUAAAAAUUAUAAGAACACACAUAUACACACACCCACAUAUAUAUAUAUAUAUAUAUAUAUGUCUUUUCUUUUUCUUUAUCACGUAUGUAACGUAUGUAUGCGUGUUGAUCUCUCUUAUCGUUAUGAAUUGCAUGCAUGCAUUUAUGUACGCGUGUAUAUGUACAAGUUGAUGAUUAAUAUAUAAGAAAUGAAAAAUAUAUAGAAGAGAGAGGGAGAGAGAAAGAAAGGAAAAAAGAAACGUGUGUAAGUACAUGAGAGUUCAUACAAAAGUGUGGAAAUACGUGUGCAUUGAAUUUAGUCUUCCCGUUUUCUUGUGAAUCCGUUGAAUUUAUUUUGCUGCGAACGACAUUGAGAAAGUAAAUUAUUAUGAGGAUGGAAUUUUCUUUAAAACAUUGAAAUACGAUUAUUAUUAUCAUCUUAAAAACAUUUUAUAAAAGUAAUUAAAAAAAAAAUGAAAAAAGAAUUAUAUAAAGAUGAAAGUACGAUUGUGUAUCAUUGCAAAACGUUUUUUCUCUUUCUACAUAAAAAAAUUAUAUAUACACACACACACACACACAAAUUAUUAUUAUUAUUAUUAUUAUUAUUAUUAAUAUUCAUAUAUAUAAAUAGAACAUUUUCUCUUUUCAUUCUUCUAUUUUACAUAUUUUUUAUUAAAAUUGAUCGCUGAAUUAAUGAAGAUGCAUAAGAAUUAAAAACAAAUAGAGAAGUUAAUAUAGGCAGCUCGUCUUUCACAUUUCAUUUUAUUUUCUUAUCAUCAUCAUCAUCAUCAUCGUCAUCAUCAUCAUCAUCAUCAUCAUCAUCAUCAUCAUCAUUAUUAUUAUUAUUAUUAUUAUUAUUAUUAUUAUAUUAUUGUUAUAAUUAUUAUUUUAUUUUAUUUUAUUUUAUUUAUUUCAUUUUUCUUUUUUCAUUAAAAAAUGCGAAGUUCCUGGUUAUGAAUAAAUCAUCGAGCGUACAAGGAUCGGUACUAAUUUCUAAUGAAUUAAGCUCUGUAUUAGAUAUUAUUAAAUGAAUACGAAAAACAUUGUUUGUCACUCGCAUCUUAUAGUGCAUCACAAUAAUAAUUAUUAUCAAUUAUUCUGAAACGGUGAUUUAAGAUUAAUAAAUCUGUACAAAUCUGUACAAAAACUUGUAUCAUAGAGAGAAAGAGAGAGAGAGAGAGAGAGAGAGAGAGAGAGAGAGAAAGGGGGAGAGAAAGAGAGAGAAAGAAAGAGAAAAUUAAUAUGGCUCUAUAUGUAUAUACAGAAUGAGAUAUGUUUACUAUAUACACCUAUCUUCAAAAAACA